This is a messenger RNA of Verticillium alfalfae VaMs.102, 1880 nucleotides long. RefSeq lists its product as hypothetical. Bases 235 to 1833 code for a protein of 532 amino acids. The transcript has 2 exons. The record is from RefSeq and is a predicted model, not a curated record. Lineage: Eukaryota; Fungi; Ascomycota; Sordariomycetes; Glomerellales; Plectosphaerellaceae.
ACUGGUCAGAAGUGCGACAGUAUGGCCGAACUGGCACUCGGCAUUGUACCACUCGUGGGCCUCGUCAUCACUUCAUAUAAGGCUGUCGCGAUAAACCUGAAGACAUACCGACAUUAUUCGAAGAAGAUCAAACGUUUUCAGGUCGCACUUUCAGUUCAACGCAGUGUCUUUGAGAACGAGUGCCACUUGUUGCUCCGACUCGUCCUGCCAAAUGAUGAUGCGAUUGACGAGAUGAUGGCUGAUCCUGGCCACGAAAGAUGGACUGAUCCUAGCCUCGACGACGCGAUCGCCCGAUGGUUGGGCAAAAAUCUAGAAGCAUACAAAGGAAGCGUGGAAGCCUGCCAUGAGGCGCUGUGCGAGCUCGAAGAGCAGCUGCGAGGCUUUGACGUAGUCCAUGGGCUACAGCAGAAGGGAGAACGUAUGAAAGAUACGCUCCGGAGACUCCGUAGGGUCCAAGACGGUGUCAAAGUGGUGAUUAAUGAGAAAAAUUACAUUUCAGCCCUCGAUGAGUUAAAGCAAUCCACAGAGGGCCUCACAGCUAUGAGGGAGCAGAUCGCUGAGCUCGACAAACUCAAGACAGCCAUCCAGAUCAAAACCAAGUGUCCUCCAGCAGGUGAAUGGGCGAGGCUAUUGAGGAUACGGCGAGCCUCAAAAGCUCUCCACGAUGCACUGGCUGGAGCCUGGAAUUGCAGCCAGGAGGGACAUAUGAGGCAUCUCGUCAAACUUUUCAUCGAGACAGACCUGGUCGAUGACGAAAUUCAGAUGGACAUCGCCAUUGUCUGCCACACGCAAGUCAGGAAUACUCUAUAUGCGACAUUGGUCGAGCUCGAAGUACGCUCCCAAAACCUCGAAUGGAUCGAAUCGCCCCAAAUCCCGGCCAUGAUGCCCCCUGCCGAUGGUGAGGUACAACGACCUUCGAAACGACUCAAAACCGUCAAGGUCACUGAGACAACUGUCACAUCAUCGUCUCCUUGCCUCGGGUCACCCAAAGGAGCUUUUCGUCGGUCUAAGAAAGCCACCUGUCGAAGCUCGUGUGAUCUUCGUGCUUCGAAAGACGUCUGCAUGGAGUUGACCAGCAAAUCACCGCCUGCAUCAGGCCAAGACUCUUCAGGAUGCCUCGGCCAUCUUGACAUCGAGUCAGAGGCAGGGUACCGCCAUUCGUUUUACCCAGGAUUUCAGCAGUCCAUCUGUAGGAAAGCGAAUCGGGACCCAGUCCCGAUAAGCCAGGUAUUUGAACCAACGGCCGCUGAGUAUGUGACCAUGUUGGAUCGCCUCAAACUUGCUCGGUCUCUUGUCUCAGCCGUCCUCAAGUUUCACUCAACUCCGUGGCUGCGCGACAUGUGGCAAUUACAAGAUCUCUCCAUCUUUCCGACUGAUAACGAUGAUCUGGCAAGGUCGUUGAACACACUUCAUGUCGGUGUGGGGUUCGCUCAGGGACACGCCCAGCGACAAGCAGCUGAGUCGAUGGAAGGCGUGCUAUGUCCAGAAGACCCCGCCGCAGGCCAAGUUGGAGAGUACGAAAGGCUUCUCUGCGGUAUCGACAACAUGGCACUACAUAGCCUUGGUGUCGCCUUGCUGCAGAUCGAUCGCUGGGUGAGGCUAGACGUCGAGACGCUGGAAGAUAUCGUUAAUAUCCGCAAACUGGCCAGUGGGCGCUUCGCUUUGGGGCCACAAUACGGCGAAAUCACCCGGAAGUGUCUGCGGUGUGAUUUUGGAUACGGUGACGAUCUUUCAAAACCGCGGUUGCAAGAGGCAGUUUAUGGGAGCCUGGUCGGCGUUUUGGAGAAGAUGAUCUCGUCCUUGGACUUGAAUGACGAUGUAGAUGAAUCAUGAUGUUUUGUCUGCUGAUACCACUAUUCAUUUCAAGAUCAUUUAUAUUU